This is a messenger RNA of Amoebophrya sp. A25, 2820 nucleotides long. The record is from the annotation of a GenBank genome assembly. Lineage: Eukaryota; Dinophyceae; Syndiniales; Amoebophryaceae.
GGGAACUGGCAAAGCAGAAUCAUCCUGACUUGAACAAAAAUGAUCCAUCCUGUGCUGCUAGGAUGUCACGGAUAACUGACGCCUACUCACUCCUCGUGGAUCCCAAAAGACGUCGCGAAUUCGAUCACAGUGCGGCUGCGAGUGGAGCAAGUGAAGAAUUAAGAGUGGCGAUUAAUCUUAAAAAUGCCCAUCCUUGUCUCCGUCUUGUCGUUCUCGUUACUCAUAGUGUACUGUCCUAGAUGUUGCAGUUGCUAUCCUAUCAAUCCCCCUAAGCCCUAAGAUGAAGAUGUGAAAUACAAAACGAUGAAAGUAGAACCCCUAUUGCUACUUCUAAUCCUAGCUUCAGGCACGCAAGAACAGCAAGCCAGCGGAUUUGGCGAUUUCGGUGGCAGUAGCGGCAUCGGCGUCGAACAAGAAUGGGUCGAUCCCUCACAGCUCUAUAGCGAGUUCUCCAACAUUUUCGGAAAAAUGGCUAGUCGCGCAGGCCGUGGAGGACGCGGCGGUCCGGCGCCUGCGCGGGGUGACGAUGCUAGCGUAGAGCUCAAAGUUUCAUUUCACGAAGCCAUGCGCGGAGCAAGAAGACGAAUUCAGCUCAAACUUCAACUGCCGUGUAAUGAUUGUGUUAUGGCCUCCUCUUCUAUCAUCUACUUACUCCUACAUCAGCAUGGCCUGCGAUUGCGAGCUUUUUAUUUCAUCAUCCUCUACUUCGAAAGUACUUACUUGAACAACGUGAUCACAUUCACAUGUUCUUCUACUUUGUUUUGAUGCUUGUAGUCCUCCUUCACGUUCGUCCACAUCCUGCUCUAAUCCCAGAGCCUCUGGCGCACAGGCCGGUUCUGGGUGGAGCAAAUGUCCCAUGUGUAACGGGACAGGGGUACGACGUGUGGAGCGUGGGAUCAUGAGUAUGGGUCUCCCCUGUGCCAAAUGUGGUGGCGUUGGCGAUUUGUUGGAGCAUGCAUGUGAAACUUGUAGUGGUGAGGGUGUGGUCUCCCGGAAAGUAGAAGUUGAGGUUGAGAUUCCCCCAGGGAUCAAACCAGGCAUGGAACUGCGGUUGCCCGGACAAGUUACGGAUACAACGUACUGUCUUGCUCGUCGUGUUGACUUCUCAACAUCUUUGUAGUUAUUUUACGUCCUCUUUAUUUCGCCGGCGGUUCCUCUCUAGUACUUGUACUUCCUGAUAGUCCUUGAGUUUGAGAACAAUAGCUGCUAAAUAAAAAUCAUAGUGCGGCUUUGAAGGAUACAACUAGAAGAUCAAGAUGGGCGUGUAUGAUGUAUUGGUUCCUCAUCUAAAGAAGGCCAUGCGGGAGCCCGCGGUGGGCGACGCGGUCAUCUCUUUGUCCUUGUCAACGUCGAGUCUCAUCCGAAGUUUCGGCAUAUUGAUGAUGACCUACACGCGGAUGUUGACGUCUCAUUGAUUAAGGCAACUACCUUCGCUGAUGCUAGAAGCUGCAUCCUCUUCCUCAUCCUCUUCCUCAGCUUCUUUUUCUACUAGAAAGAUAGAAAAGAACCCGCCAAGGACGAUGUGACUCUCAGGGAAGAUGGUAACGCGGUAGCUCUAAAUUGAGAACGAUGUUGUUGGGAGGAAAGGUGAAAGUUCCGACUCUCGAAGGCGACGUCGAUUUGAACCUUCCGCCAUUGAAUGAGCCGAGUAGUACCCGCAUUUUGCGUGGGAAAGGCCCGACUCGGAUCUCGGGAGGGGGAUCGAAUUCGAAAGUUAUGUCUUGCUAAAAAGUGGUGCUUUUAUCUGGUUCUCUCUGAAGGUGGAGCGUAUUAACAUGAUGAUCAAGCAGGUGGACGAUCACGAUCAGGCCCACCAUAUGAAUGUCGUGUAUAGAAAUAAUACCAAUACCUGCAAUUUUUAUUAUCUUGCUAUUCCUAUGUAUAAAAUUGCUUCUUCCGACCCUCUCUAAUAAACCAAGUAAUUCCGGAAACUUGAUCCUGCACUUCGGGUUAAAGCUGCCGCACUCGUUAACCGAGGAACAAAAGCGGCUGAUCCACGCCUUCGAUCAAAUCGAACGAGAGAAGACUACAGCUAAUGAAGAUACCAAAACCGAUCCGGAUACUUCUUCUGCAAGACCAUCCGCUGCCGGAACUUCUUCAUUUUCAUCCACAACGACCAGCACUCAUAGCAGGAACGACGCUUCUAGUUGUAGGAGUGAGAAUAUUGAACAAGUAGGUGAGCACGACCAGUCUUCCUCAUCAUCCUUUCGUGGCUCGAUGGCAACACGUAGAAUGGCUUCAGCUUCGAAGAACUGGUAGACGCGGUGGACAGCAAGCAGCACAUCAUGAUGUACUUAUCAUGAUUUAAAAAUACCUCACGACACUUAGAAGGUACUAAGCCACGAAGUUUGACGCCCGCCGCCUCAGAGACUUGAUGGAAGUCCUCACUACAUUUUCACUCCAUAGCAAUACCGGUCUUGGAAAGUCCUAGGAGCUGACAGGACGACGAUGGCGCCGGCGCUUACUGGCUUAUUUCAGUUUUUCGAAUAAUCAGCUUUAGCAGAUAGGAGGAUACUUGGCGAUAGUUACCCUUUUCUCUUUUCUAUCUUCCUCUGCUGGUCUUUCUUUUUUCUAGUUAGGUCGGCUCCACCACAAAAAUCAUUAUUAAUACCUCGUUGUGGCGGAACAACAACAGCGUGUCUUCAAGAACAUCUAAUGACUAUGGUGAGUACCCCUGCAUCUGGUGGCAAAGCCAAAGCUUCUCAGACUAAAAAUAGCAGCAACUACCACGGAAGAGCAAAGAGAGGCGUGAAGAAAUGCUGUAGAGAUCAAUUUCGCUUGUGCUGUUCCAGAUCUCGUUGUCAGUACUAAAGACAAAAA